Cryptococcus deneoformans JEC21 is the source of this 493-nucleotide messenger RNA. RefSeq lists its product as hypothetical. The record is from RefSeq and is a predicted model, not a curated record. The coding region runs from base 126 to 449 and encodes 107 amino acids. The transcript has 4 exons. Lineage: Eukaryota; Fungi; Basidiomycota; Tremellomycetes; Tremellales; Cryptococcaceae.
CAUGAAAUGACGGAAGGGCAGAGGAAAACAGCGACACCCAGCCACGGAAUUCAAACGUUAUAUAUAUGUAUACCCUUCAUCAAUCUUAUUGCUUACUCAUACCAUCACUUUGAUAGCAGCCCAAAAUGCCCAAGAUCGUCCACAUCGUCCUUUGGAAACUCAAGCGCCCUUCUGCGCUCACUAGCACUUCCACUGAGGAAGUUCUCGCCAAGGCCAAAGAGGCUAUAAAUGCUUUGAAGAAUGUACCGGGCCCUGAGAGCGUACACUUGGGUCCCCCUUUGUUGGACGCUAGGGCUAAGGGAUUUGACUACGGUCUCUACUCCAUCUUUUCUUCUGCUGAGGCCCUUCAGACUUACGCUGUCUCUGAGGCCCAUGUCAAGGUCGUCACUGAAAACGUCCGACCCAACGUGGAUGAUGUCUUUGCCUACGACUUUGUGCUUGAGGAGUAGUUAUACCAAGUUAUAUUGUAACGGUAAUGCAGGGGAAGAGAUAC